Molecule: messenger RNA, 14341 nt
Organism: Rattus norvegicus (Norway rat)
Lineage: Eukaryota; Metazoa; Chordata; Mammalia; Rodentia; Muridae
Gene: Slc25a54
Product: solute carrier family 25, member 54
Biological process (GO): transmembrane transport
Cellular component (GO): mitochondrion; cytosol; microtubule organizing center
Molecular function (GO): calcium ion binding
Source: RefSeq, a predicted model, not a curated record
AGGUUCCGCUGGGGAACCGCGGGGCUCGAGUCUCAGGCAGUUGGGGCUGGCGCGCCUCAGGUGCAGACCUGUGGUUCUGGACAAAAGUGGUGUGGUCCUUGGGGGUCGUAGCGGCCGCAACUGCGGGGCGAUGCUAAGCUGGCUGCAAGAUGUUCUGUGGCCCUCCAAGGCCCCCAAGAGUGACUAUGAUGACCUGGCCUUUGAGAUCCUCUUCGAAGACCUGGAUCGCAAUGGAGAUGGCGUGGUGGACAUCACGGAGCUCAGGGAUGGGCUGGAACACUGGAACUCCUCCUUUGGCAUAGACCCCGAGAAGAAAAUUCUUAAGAGUGCAGAUUCCAAUGCCGAUUCAGGACUGGAUUUUGGAGAAUUUGUGAAGUACCUUCAAGACCAUGAGAAGAAAAUGAAACUGGCAUUCAAGAGUCUGGACAAAAAUGCCGAUGGCGUAAUAGAUGCUUCUGAAGUAGUUGCUGCCAUGAAAUCAUUGGGAAUCCACAUUUCUCUCGCUCAGGCCAACGACAUCCUGAAAAGCAUGGAUGCCGAUGGGUCAAUGACAGUAGACUGGGAUGAAUGGAGAGACUACUUUUUCUUUCACCCUGCAAAAAAUGUCACCGACAUUAUUCGUUUCUGGAAGCAUUCUACUAUAAUUGAUAUAGGAGAGAGUGUAAGUAUUCCAGAUGAAUUUACAGAACAAGAGAAGAAGUCUGGAGAAUGGUGGAAGAGAUUAGUAGCAGCAGGAAUAGCGAGUGCGAUCACACGGACGUGCACGGCGCCUUUGGACCGCUUGAAAGUCAUGAUACAGGUUCAAAGUUCAAAGAUGAGCAAACUGAGAUUGGUCCAUGUGUUCAAGCAGAUGGUAAAAGAAGGAGGCUUGUUUUCUCUUUGGCGAGGAAAUGGUGUAAAUAUUUUUAAAAUUACACCAGAGACGGCAAUCAAGAUUGGGGCCUAUGAACAGUAUAAGAAGCUUCUUAGUUUCGAGGAUGCUAAUUUAGGGUUUCUUCAAAGAUUUACAGCUGGUUCCAUGGCUGGUAUAACUUCUCAAACCUGUGUUUACCCCUUGGAGGUGAUAAAGACCAGGCUGAUUCUGGGUAGAACUGGAGAGUUCUCUGGGAUUAUUGACUGUGGCAGGAAGCUUCUGAGGAGAGAGGGCAUUCAGGCCUUCAGCAGAGGCUAUGUUCCGAACCUGCUGAGUAUUGUACCGUAUGCAGGCUUGGAUCUCACCAUCUUUGAGCUUCUGAAGAAUUACUGGCUAGAACACUAUGCAGAAAGCUCCGUGAACCCGGGGUUAGCAAUUGUGCUGGGUUGUAGCACACUGUCGCACACUUUCGGCCAGUUGGCCAGUUUCCCCCUGAACCUUGUUAGAACUCGCAUGCAGGCAGCCAUGCUGGAAAAUGAAACAAUACCCAUGAUGCAGCUCAUCCAGGAAAUAUACACCAAAGAAGGGAAGAAGGGAUUUUUUAGGGGUUUAACCCCUAAUGUCCUCAAGCUGCUUCCUGCAGUGGGCAUUGGCUGUGUGGCUCAUGAACUAGUGAACUUGCUUUUUGGACUAACUUAGAAGUGGAAUAACAAACUGUCAUCACUGCCAUAAUCACUAAGCAGAUAUCAACUGUACAAGAUGAGCAUUUCCUCUGUGUCAUUUUCCUACAUUAUGCCAUAUCGUGAUCACAUUCAACAACAAACUGGUUAAAAGGUGAGCAAAGGACUUGGAUAGACAUUUCCCCCAAGAGAAUAUACAAACGACACAAAUAAGCAAAGAAAAACUGCUUGGCGUUCCUGAUCACAGGGAAAGCAAUUUAAAGCCUCAAGGACAUCCCAUCUCACGCUGCCGCCAUGAUGGCUAUCGUGGAGAAGCCAGCCAGGGCUGGUGAGCAUUUGGAGAAGCUGGGACUCCGAGUACUGUUGAUGGAGCACAGAGCCAUGGAGAAGAGUUCUGAGCGGACCUCAUGAGACCAAAAGCAGGAUGACUGCAUGGCCCAGCAGCCUACACUAUUUCAAAAGCAAUUCAGAGCAGGGUCUUAAGGGACGAUCUGCUCCUCUAUGCUCAUCUCAGCAUUGCCUGCAAUAACCAAAAUGUACAGCCACUUGAAAGUCCCCACACCUGUGAAUAAACGGUGGUGUAUGCAUACAAUGGAAUGCCAUUUCUACUUUGAAAGACCAUCCUGAUGUAUAGAGAGUACAUAUGGAUGAACUAGUCACAAAGGCUAAACAUAUGUACCCUAGAGUGAUCAGAGCCAUAGAGGCAGGUGACUGCCAGUGGCUUGGGAGGGAGAGGUGGCAACUGGAGGUACAGAUGGUUGUGAGCCGCCAUGUAGGUGCUGGGUACCAAACUCAGGUCCUCUGGAAGAGCAGCCAGUGCCUUCACUGCUAAGUCAUAUCUCCAGCCCCCACCCCAGAUUUCUUAUAGUGUCAGAACCCUUUAGAAACGAUUAUGUUGUUUUCUGUCUCCCUGGACUGGAAGAUAGGCUCCAUGAACACAGGGCUUCAGCUAGUUUUCUUCAUUGUCGUCUUUGCUAUUUGGAGGUCUGUAGGUUGCACAUAGCAGGCAUUUAAUGAAUAUUAACAGUUGUUUUGUAUUCGGUAGACGGCAAGGGUUUAUUAUACCACCUCUUGUUCUCAGUCUUUUUUCAACCUUAAUUCUGGCCUUUUCUUCUUAGAAUGUUUAUAUUGCAAUAUAGUACCUAAUUCUAAGGUAAUUCAGGGAAGUUAUGUCUAAAAUAAUUAAUGUUAUUGAAGUUUCCCUACCACCUUUUGUGUGUUCUUGUGUGUGUGCUCGUAUGUGUGAGUAUGCAUAUGGAGGCAGGAGGGUGACAUCAGGUGGCUUCCUUAAUCUCUUCCUACCUCACACACAUUUGCAAGUGCCAAGGCAUGUGCAUGGAGGUCAGAAGGCACUUGCUGGGGGUCAGUUCUUUCUCACUGUGUGGGUCCCAAAUGUCAAACUCAGGUCAACAGGAUUAACCACAGGUAUCUUUACUUGCUGAGUCUCCAUAGACCCCCCUUUUUUCAUUUGAGUCAGGGUCUCUCAUGAACCCGAAGCUUGCCUUUUCAGGAGAGAUUGGCUGGGUAGCAAGCUCUAGUGAUGCCCAUCUGUGCCUUUACAAGGCUGGGAUUAUAGGUGUGCCCUGCCAUGUCCAUCUUUCUUUGUUUUUGUUUUGUUUUAGAUGUAGGUGAUAGGGGCUUGAAAGCAGGUCCUCAUGCUUAUGAAGCAACCAUUUUAUCAACCGAGACAUCUUCCCAGCUCUCCCCACCCCAAUCCUGUAUUGCACUGUAACUUAACAUGCUUUUUUUUUUUUUUUUUUUUUUUUUUUGGUUCUUUUUUUCAGAGCUGGGGACCGAACCCAGGGCCUUGCGCUUCCUAGGUAAGCGCUCUACCACUGAGCUAAAUCCCCAGCCCCAACAUGCUUUUAAUUUACCUUCUGAAGCCAUGAACCUUCCUAGGAUCUACAUUUCCAAUAGCUUAACACUUCAUUGUCCUGUGCUGUAAUAAAACUGUAGCUAAGAAUUUUGUCUUCCUCCAGCCUGUGGUCACUUCUAUCAUUGUUCCUGGCUUAAACAUCCCUGACUACUCCGUGGCCCUCUGAACUGUGUUUGCUUUGAACUUUCCCUCCUGCUAGAAGGUAGGAAACAGGUAUGAGAGUUAGGCUAUUAAACAGAGUGGAUGAAGACCAUGGAUGCAGUGCAGAGGUGAGAAUGCCACAUCCUCUUACCUGAUUCUGUUGUUCCUGUGUUUGCAAAGACAAAAGCAGCCAAGCAUUGUCACAUACAGGUAUCUGUGAUGGUGUGCAUAUGCUUGGCCCAGGGAGUGACACUGUUAGAAGGUGUGGCCUUGUUGGAGGAAGUGUGUCACUGUGGGAUGGGCUUGGAGACCUUCCGCCUAGCUGCCUGGGGAUGCUCAGUCUGCUCCUGGCCUCCUUCGGGUGAAGAUGUAGAACUCAGCUCCUCCUGCACCAUGCCUGCCUGGAUGCUGUGAUGCUGCCAUGCUCCCACCUUGAUGAUAAUGGACUGAACCUGUGAACCUGUAAACCAGUCCCAGCUAAAUGCUGUCCUUUACAAAACUUACAUUAGUCAUGGUCUGUUCACAGUAAUAAGACCCUAACUAAGACAGUAUCUUUUUUUUUUUUUUUGGUUCUUUUUUUCGGAGCUGGGGACCGAACCCAUCUUUUUUUUUUUUUUAACUAUUCUUUAUUAUGCGCGUUAGCUCAGGCCCUAAGUGUACCCGGUGAAGCCGAAGUUGGCAUUCUCCAUCUCCUCCUUGGUGUGUACCCCUUAAAGCUCACCGAUGAGUGGUGGCACCUGUCGUGUGAUAUGGAACACAGACUCUAAUUUCCAAGACUACAGCACGGAAGCAACAGAAGCACAGAAAGUGGUUUCGGGAUAAUUUUUAUUAUCAUCAGGCAGCUCUUAUCUGCAGGCUCUAUUUAUACACAGUAUAUUUUAAUGUACAGAAUGGCAAGGAGGAGGUAAAUCCAAGUCCCCACUUUUGAAGAAACAAGUGGUUUUAGUUCCCGUUCUACAUACCCGAAGACAACUGGACAUAAGCAGCAGCGACUGCAUUGAGAACAUUCCAGAGAAGGACAUUUCACCCGAGGGCAAAGCAGAGGUUCAUAUUCUCAUUUUACAGACAGAACCUAUCCAGGGAACUUACUCCUGUCUUUGGAAUUACAUAGCCGAAGGGCCAGGCCUCGAAGUCUCCGUAGUUCCAAUGUGUCCCCCGUUAUCCCAGAAACCGUGUCUCACCUGAACUAUAAAUGGCAAAAAUCAGGACCUCACCUGUCUUGAAGGGAAGGAGCUGAAGUUUCUUUGCGUGCUGUGGGAAGGUACUCAUUGUGCUGCAUCUCCCCUCCUUUCUCUACAGUCUCCUGGGCCCCUUUCCUCUCCCUUUGGUCUGAUAGCUGUUUGACUCCCUGUCCCAGAUAUCCACCCACUGUUGUCUUUCUGGUGAAUUCAAAGAGCAGAAUUCCGUCUUCCAGCCCUAUAGGCCUUUGGGGUCGAGCAACCUGCUCAUCAAACUACCUCCUUUCCCCAAGCUUUAAUAAUCUGUCGGCGAAGCUUGCGGCUUUGAGGAGCUUUGGAAAAGCAGAAACCCUCCCGGCUCCCUAGCACCCUGUCCUACCUGCCUGCAGGUUCCGGAGGCUGGAGGAUGGCCCAUCCCCUCCCAACCGCCAGCUAGGCCAGGGCCAGGGCCAGCUCCGCCCCGAGCAGCAGCUGGGCGGCCACACCCUGUGCCGAGCUCGGUUCCUGUGAGCCAGAAGCCUCGCCCCCCGAAGACGCUCCAGACGCUCGGAGGCCACCGCCUCACUCCACCAGGCCUCAGCACUCGGAUCCUGCCUCGCCAGCUCGCCGCGAAUUCCCCCCGACCAUGCUGCGCUGGCUGCGGGCCUUCGUGCUGCCCACCGCCGUCUGCCAGGACGCGGAGCCGCCCACGCGCUACGAGACGCUCUUCCGGGCGCUGGACCGCAAUGGGGACGGCGUGGUGGAUAUCGGAGAGCUGCAGCAGGGGCUGCAGAGCCUGGGCAUCCCGCUGGGCCAGGCCGCCGAGGAGGUGGGUCGCUGCGGGGUGUUGGGGUGGCCGCUGACGCUCCCGGGACACAGCCAAGUCCCGGGAGGGCGUUGGCCUGAGGCCAGGCAAGAAGGAGGAGGAACUAUGCCUGCCGGCACGCUGGAAGAGCUCCAGAGAGUUGGAUCUGGAAGGCAGCGGGUGUUUUCCCAGAUAAAUUAGUGUUGCACACUUAAAACUUUCAACACUUUAGUUCUGAGAGCAUCUCUGGUUCUUGGUUCAUCACCUGUCCUGUCCUUUGCAAACUUCUCAUGAUUGUCCUGCUGUCAGACUUGAGUGAGUCCGGACUUGAAGUAGCUUUGUUACAACUAGAGUUUAUUGUUUCAAAAAUUUUUUUUGUUAAAACCGGCCAUGCUCCCAGCUGCUAGUCGAGGUAGAAAGGCCACUUUCCGUUUUUAUGACAUUCUAAGUUAGUGCCCUGAGAGCACACAUUGAUCUUAAGGGUUGACCUGUUGCAAAGCAGUUGGGAGUUUCUCUGACUCAUAUGAAUUGUGCCUCUGACAUCCAGGCCCCUUGGCAGGGUGGGGACACUAGAUCUGGAACUUGUCCAGCCUGCUGUCUUACAAGAGGACACUGACUUUUCUAUCUUAAGAGGAACGUGCUUAAGUUACUGAGGGGGCCACCAACUGUUCUGUACCUAUAUUUAAAACUCCUCCCUCAGUCAUUCAGUGUCAAUGGCAUUAAUGGAGGCCUCUUCACUUUAGUUUGUCCUCUUAGUAAGUUACAACUUUGUUUGUUUAUUUUUUGGAAGCUACCCAUUUUGCCCAAGGCAGUAUUAUAUAGAACUUUACAGAACUGCAGGGUCCCCUCUUCUUCCUGAUCUCUUCUCUUCCCAUCCUCACUCUGGCCAUAGGUUUGCCUAUUCAAUGCACUUUCUAAAAGAACAAGUUUGAGUGUGUGUCCUACUUGCUCUGGGUUGACUCAUUUCCUCCCGUUUCAUGAAUCAAAGGCCUGCCUGGCUACUUUUGAGUGAUAAUAUCUCUCCAGUCACCCUGUGACUGCAUCUUGCAGGCAUGUUGCCGGUUAUUUGUUGUUUUUAUUAUUCUCCUCCAGGUGUUUUCUAAAGUCACUGACAUGAUUUCUUUGGCUCAUGUAUCAUUUUAGGUGUGCUUUAAAUUUCCCAAUAUGUUUUCGUUCUUUGAAAAUGUGAUGCAUCUGGUGCAUGCCUACAAUCCCAGGACUCUGAGAGCGGAGGCUGGAGAAUUGUCACAAGUUACAGGUUAACUUGGGCCCUGUCCUCUCCUUAUCUAAGUCAAACUGGAGUGAACUGAAACAAAGAGCAACAGACCUCAAGACCCCCAACCCCACAAUAACAACAAACGAUCCUACAAUAACAGCCCCCAGACAACUUAGAGUCAGAGGAAAAGUCUGUCAUUUAACAAAAGUAUUGCAUAUAAAUUACAUAAAAACUAUAUGUAUAUGAAUAUAAACAUAUAGAACAGGGCAACCUAUGUCACUAAUAAAUGUAUAUAUUUUGUAUACAUAUAACACACAUACAUACAUACAUAUAACACACGGACACACACACACACACACACACACACACACACACAUAUAUAGUUGACAUAGUCAACUAUUCCCAGCAUUAAGGCAUUCUUCUUCUAUAAAUGUUUCCAUCCUGAAAGAUAAAUUCCUUUACAUUUUUACUUUUUUGCUCUGCUCUGUGGACUGCCGUAUGCCUUCACCCAGUCUACUGGUUCAAAUGCUAAUCUCUUCUAAAAUUCCUUACAGACACACCCAGGAAUGUCUUUAUUGGAUACCUGAGUAUCUUUUUCAUACUAAUCAAUUUGGUACAUAAAGCUCACCAUUAUAUCUGGGAAACUGGGGCCAAUAAAAUACUUCAAUUUGAUGACUCAGUCAAAAGAUACUAACCAAGGCAUGGUCAAACACUGUUAUAUUGCCGAGGACUGAAGAGAUGGUCUAUUGAGUAUGCAGGGGUAAGAACUGUGAAUGACUCCAAGUUCCAAGGCAAUAGUUUGCCCCUAAGACAGGUGUUUACCUUGAGGGAAAUCCCUAUAGAGUCUCACCUAAUUUUGCCUCUUUCUCACAUUUCCAAGCUUUUUAGAAUAAGUUUAGUACAUAGAGGAGAGCAAGUGUCUAUAUUUAAGCUUUUCAGAUUUUAUACUGCUUUUUACAUUUAUUUAUUAUAUAUGUGCACAAACUUGUAUUCCAUGGUGCACAUGUGGCGGUUGGAGGACAGCUUGCAGGAGGCAGUUCUCUCUCGGGGGAGCGAGCUCGGGUUGUGGGGAUUGGCGGCAAGCACCCUUACCAUCUUGCCGGCUCUAGUGUCUUUAUAUUUUGGUACAAAAAAUGCCUGCAUAGAAUGUAGAAAGUAGGUAUAAAGUGCACAGCAGUGAACCAUUGGCAGGCCUUCCGAAAUUACUGGCAGAAGACAAAAGACUGUGGCAGGCAGUCCUGAGGCAAAAUUAGGAGCCAGCCUGAUAUGAAAUUGCUGUGCUACACUUUUGAUGCUCAGACCUCUACUUUCUCUUUUUAAAAUUUAUUCCUUAAAAAUUUCAUACAUGGGUAUAAUGUAUGCGUCAUAUCCACUCCGUUCCCUCUCUUCACCUUCUCCUAGCCUCCUCCCCGAUGUAUUUCCCUUUCAGCCUCACAUCCUUACUGUUUAAUUAAUUAAUAAACACAGCCUGUAUGUGACUCGUUGUGGGGUCAUCCACUGGCAUGGACUAUCCACCCUGCCAAAGGCAGCGGCUGCCUGUCCAAAGCUCCCCAGCUAGGGGUGGAGAGUCAGGAGCCUGUCCCACUCCAGGCUCACGCUCCAGGCUCAGGUUUUUUAACUGGUUUGGUGUUUCAUAGGCUUUGUGCAGCUAACCACACUGCUAUGGGUUCAUGUGUGCAUCAGCCACAUCAAGUGUGGAGAAUGGCGUUUCUCUGCACUCUGUGCUACCUCUGGCUUUUACAGCAUCCUUUGUAUCAGCUUCCAUGAUAUUCCUUUAGCCCUUGACUAUGAGGUUAAAAGAGAAAAUUCAUGCGAGUUCUCCUAGGACUCAGGGUUGUGAACCCAGGUCUCUUGCAAAUGCAGCUAGUAGUCUUAACUUCUGAGCCAUCUCUCUAGUCCCACAAAAAGAAGGCUUUAUUGCUCAUGGGGAACAGGGUAAGUAUACUGCAGAGAAAGCGGAGUCACGCCUGACAUAUUCGGGCAGAGAAUACACCUCUACAGCAGGUACCCAUGUGACCACACGGAAAAGACCCGAGUUAUCACCAAGAUAAUGAGCAAAGCCAGCCGAUAGGAUUUUCAAGGUUGAUAGGGAAGAAUAAGUUACAAGGCUGAUAGUAUCAGGUUAUAACAUGCAAGCAUUUUAUCAGACAUCUCUCUUCACUUUUGGAAAUGGCUCGGAUUGUUGUCUGCUUAUUGACUUUUAUAUAGGUAACUCUUAUGCUAGAGUUUCAGGGAUACACUGAUGGCUCCUCUUGGUCUCGUUCACUGCUGUGCCCCCAGCUUAGUGAACAUUGCCUUACAGUGUUCGGUGGCUUCAACUAAAUAGAAAUCUUUAUACUAUUUCGGGGGGGGGGAUCUUUCUAAUCAUCUCCACUUUAUACUUGAAGCCUCUAAGAAUUAAAUAACUUGACCAAGACUCUGAUUCUAGCAUUUGACCCCUCGUCUGAUUCCAUAGCCCGUAAUAUAGCAUAACUAGCUAAUGUAUGACAGACAAUGAACCAUGCCUCUCAGUAAACUUCAUUCAACCAGCAAACCCUUUCGCUGUUUUCAUAAAUCCAAUCAGAGAACUCUAGCCUCACUGUUUAAAAGGUAAAAAAAGUUUGAACUCAGAGUGAACAAGAGAGGUUAAGUCACCUCUUACAGAAUGUCGCUUUGUGGAAGCCUACUUAUCUAUAUGGGUAAUAACUAGAAAAAUUAUAAAUAAAUAAUUCUGAAUUGGUUAGGGUAAAAGAGAGGAGACACUUCAUACAACAAUCAGUAAUUUACUGGAAGAAUGAGAGAAAUCAGAAGCAGAGAAAGGGAAAUAAAGAGAUACGCGUCCUUGCUGUAGUGAAGCCAGGGGACACAGGCUGCAUCCUCACGAAAGCUAAGCGAUACAAUCCGUCCACACAGUGGCCUUCUCCAGCUUCAAAGCAAGACUGCAAAGCCAUGGCAAACAACUUCGUCUUAAAAUUGCCUGGAACCGAGCACAUUUAUUAAAUCUCUAGCACUGAACCUGAGCUUUACUCUCUCCUGCCCCAUUCUCUCUUUCUCUUCCAUACACAGAAAAUAUUGCCACAAAAGUAAGUGUGGGCCAAAGAAGGCCCCCACCCCAUGGUAAAUUCACCCAGGCUGUCCUCCCCUUUAUUAGCUGUCCUUGCUUUAUUUGUAAUUCCAAAUUCUGGAAUUAGACGAGGGCGGUGCUUCUCCGUCUUCUAAGCGAAACCAUAGGAACAAACACACUUCCACCUAAGUCCCUUGACUCCCCAUCAGCAUUGCGCUGUGCUCCUCAUGACUUCCGGGUCCAAUCUCCAGUGUCCCGUGACUACUGCUUUCAUCAGAGUAUUAGAUAAUACAUAAAUAUUAGGACCAGCUCUUUAAAAUGUCUAGGAUAACCUUUGACUUAAAAGCGAAACAGAAAAGCCAGAAAGAGGUUGCAGAAGGAGAUGGGUGAGGGCAGAGGAGAAUACGAUGACAUUAAAUGUGGCAGAGAUUAGAGAUUUAUGGGAAGUGAAUAGUAACAAAACACUGUCCCCUGUUCCUCAGACCGCCACAGCUCACAGCCAUCUAUACGACCAAUUCCAGGGGACCCUAUGCCCUUUACUGACCUCCCCCAGCACCAGCACUCGUGAAACACACAUAAAGACAGAUGCAGGCAAAAUGCUCACACACAAAAUAAAAACGUCUAAAUUAAAAUAAAAUCCUUUUUUUUUGUGGGAUAAUUCUUUCACGAUUGGGCCGCAGACAGUUUUGUGAAAGAGUCUGAAAUGUUGGCCCUGCUCAGCAACUCUUGGGAAAGGGUCUAUUGCGAAGUUUACAGCAGUCCAGCCGCUGUGCAAUCUCCUCCUUGAGGGGCCUGUCUAGGAUACGUGAUGGUCUCUGUCCAUCUCUUCGCACUCAGUGUGAUGAAGUAUAGAGCCAAAGUUAACCGAGAAUGGCAGAAUUAAAUUUUCUCUUGUGAAUUUUAAUUCCUAAUUAAAAUAUUUAUUUAUUCAUUUAAUUUUGAGUGAAGGUCUCAUUAUUGCUUUAGCUCAGGUUGGCCUGGUACCUUGGGAUCCUUCUAGCUGAUCCUCAAGUGUUAGGUGAGUACCACCUCACUGGGCAAUGUCCAACUUUCCCAUUUCACUAUUAAAAACACUAAGUUUGGAAAAUAAGUUACAUAGAGCAGGGAGUUUUUCUGUAAAACUGCAUUUCCACAAUUUUACUGGAGCAGGAUGAGGGGCCACAGAUAAACAAAUAAGGGGUUCAAGGGCGUCCCCUGGCUCUGGCGGGGGUGCAGAUUUAAAAGGAAAACAAAACACAGAUACAGAUAAUAUGUCUUCUGCCUUCUCAUUGGAGUCCAGCUGCCUUCAUUUCUGGCCAUUUGGGGAUUAUCCUCUUGGUGCCUCUCAACAGGUGCCCAGAGGAGCAAUUUUGCCCUCAGAGCGACUAUAGAUUUUGGGUGAAAAUAAAAGAUAAAAAGAUACCAGGAGGUGGAGAUGGAGGGAACACAGAAGAAAAGGUCCACACAGGCUAUUUUUCUCUCUGUUUUUAUGACAGCCACCCUGUGCCUCACCCUGAAAAGAGGAUUCCUGGGCAGGUGUAACCUUCCUACUGACUAAACCUGGUUGGCUCAGAUGAUCUGGCCUUAAGCUCAGCGGUGGAGUGAUUAGUGAUUUUCCAGCGCGUGCGCGUGCGUGUUCUAACAUAUUCUUUCCCCAGCACCACAGGAAACAAUGAUAACAACAAGCCACAAAACACAUCCGAUCUUCCAAAAGUGGUCAGGCCACCUCUACUCCUGUUAGCGGAUUAUGGAGCAGUAGCCCAGUUCCGAAACUCUGCUCUUGGCAUUUUUUCAAAACAAAGACAAGACAGAAAACAAGAUCCCCGUUUUAGAAGAUCAGGUCUCUGGAAGUUUCUGGCAGGAGGGUAGGGGAGUUGGGCAUGGCUGGCUCUGUCUUGCUUUUGUGGAGCGUCUGAUGGAGGCUCUGGUGUGUGGACUUGUGGGCAGAAUCCCUCUCCCUGAGUUCUCACUGGUUCUUGUGCUCCUUUUAUUCCCAGAACAGUUAGGAUGAGCACUCCCUCGGGCGCAAUGACCCCUGCAGGUAGGUGCUUUGCUUUUGGCCCUUCUCCUUCCAUGGGAAUAUAUCUACUACGUCCCAUCCCAGGGACUUCUGAGCUUAGAGGGCCACUGCAGGGGUUAUCUUAGCCACAGGAGAUCACAGAUAGAUAGCUACUACAGCUUUUUGGUAUCUGGACCAUGUUGAAGAUGUCCUUGAGCUUAAGAAAGGUCUGACAGGUUUAGGAGGUCAUUAGCCUCUGGAGGAUGACCAGGUGACCUUCAUGAAGCUCAGGGUCCGGACCUAGGACCUCUAGAGAGGCCUCCUGAAGCCCAGUGAAGCCAAAUCUCAAACUUGACCUUGGCCGUUUGAGUUGAUGCUUGUUUACCUGCUUUUGUUUAUGAAGACUGAUCCAGGGGCUGCUGAUGUAGCUAGUCAGUAGCGUGUUCCACUAAACCAGGAACACAUAGACCAUUGUGGUGGUGCAGGCCUUUAAUCCAAGCAGUCAGGAUGCAGAGGCAGGAGGAUUAGAAAUCUAAGGUCAUCCUCACAGCUAACACCCUCAAGAAUACUUCUGAGUUUUCUAUGAGACUAGAACAAAAUUUCUGAUGACUUUUGCUCUUGGCUAUAGUUUUGUGUUUUGGAACUUGCAUGAGCUUUCGAAACCUCAAAGCCCAGGAAGGCAUUGCCCCCUGAUCCUUCUCAUUGUGGACGGAGCAUUCGAAUCUAUGACUCUAUGAGAGCCGUUCUGAUUCAAACCACCACAGGCUCUGGGCCCAAGAUAUGCCACGGGUUUAGAGCCCUGGGACAUUUUCUCCUCACGUGUUUGGGGCUCAGUGGUAGUUGGGAACAAUUAGGUUUUGUUUCUGCUUUUAAGGGGGUACCAUUGGUAAGUCAUCUUCAUCCUCAUCCUAUUAGAUGCAAAGACUGUUAGAGUCUUUAAGCUUCUGUUGACCAGUUGUCUUUAAAGCUGACUGCGGAUGUCAAUUACUGCACUGUGGUUUCUUAGUCUUUUGCUACGGUUGGGAUAAAGGUUUCUCAAAGGUGGCCAUUUUAAUGACUUGGCGCUCUCUAGAGAUCUAUUGUGAGGUGGUGGUGGACCUCCUCAGGUCUUAAAGGUGGGAACUUUAAGAGUUGGGAAUCUUCCAGAUGGGGGUGACUGCUGGGACCCUGCUCUCUCUUCUUUCUUUUUUUUUUUUUUGGAGCUGGGGACCGAACCCAGGGCCUUGCGCUUCCUAGGUAAGCGCUCUACCACUGAGCUAAAUCCCCAGCCCCUCUUCUUUCAAAUACGGUGUGUAUGUGUUUUUUCUUAUUUGAUGUCAGUUAGCCUUGCAGAAGGAAUCCUGGAUUCUGUCAUAAACAAGUUCAGUCUUCUGAAACUCACUUUCUCCUUUUCAACAUUUUAUUUUCCUGAAAAUCUUCUUGGCAAAAGGUUUGAGGCUUUGCAUAUCCAUUGAUUAUGGAUGAGGGGUCAAUUAUCAAAACUAAGAGAGAGCCAUUCCUCCGGGGCUCUGCGCCAACCACCAGGGACAUUCCACUAAAGAACUCUGGGCUUUUCCUCACAUGAAGGUCACAUUUCCUAAGCAGUUCUGUUGUGUCAGCUCUCAUAUGUCUGCAGCAGAAAUUUCAUUCAUUUGGACCUAGAAUUCAAUUAAUUUUUAAAGUAGAAAUUUACAUUGCAUAGCAAGAGGUAAAAAAAGAUCUUUUUAUUAUGAAAAAUGAUACAUUUUAAAGUGAUAAUUUUGUAUUGUUAUUUUAUACAUUGGAGAGGCUGACUAUACAGACAGAUACUGGCCAGAUCAUAAAUACAAAUACUUAAUGACUCAGCUCCUCCAGCUAGGAAACCUGGUCUUUAGAAAUGACAGGCUUGGAGGAAGACAGUUGAUGUUUCUAGUGAUAUUACAGGAAAUUACAUAUUAGCUCCUGUUAGAAUGCCCUCCCCAAGCGGCUGGAACUUGAUUAGUCAACACUCCUUAAGUUAACACUAACAGCUCUCCUAAUUUUUGUCUCCACUUUCAAUUUUGGAUUGAAGCCAGAUAUGCCCCCCAUAAACCACACUGGGUUCUCCAUUCCCAGCCAGCCAUCCUGUGCUCAGGACAAACCUCCCCUUUCUUCUACAAAGCUUCCUGUGUUCUUCCCAUCAUUGCCUCUGUAUCCGAGCACAGAGGACAGCAGCAAGCUCACAAGAAGUCGCCCUUGCUUUCCCCUUUGUUUCCACAGAGGGAAUUAUAAGAUGAUCCAAAAGAGAACCCUUAGCCUUCUCGUAAGUGUUAAAUUGGCAUCAUCCACGGGUUGUAAAACUCGGGGAAUCUUUACUCACCACAGGAAAGGCGGCAGAACUAUGCCGCAAUGCACAGUAACACAUCUAGUUCACACUAGUAUUUCUGUCUGAAAGAAAAGCAGCUAGUCUGCUUCUGGUCUACACACAAUUAGUUCAGUACUUUAGCCCAUGCUAACAAUAGAAUAUCUUUAAUUGAUUUUUUUGUUUGUUUGUUUUGUUUCUGUAGAAAAUUUUCACCACUGGCGAUGUCAACAAAGAUGGGAAACUGGAUUUUGAAGAAUUUAUGAAAUACCUGAAAGACCAUGAGAAGAAAA